CGCACGCUUAGUGGCGACAACAUCUCGAGAAUAAGCCAUAAUAACCCCGGGGGCCAACAAGGUGUCAAGCCAUUGAUUAUCAAUCACUGAUAACACGCAGUCAUAAUAUAGACAUUUUCAAUUCACGAUCCAUCAUUCCGAUUCGGACAUACCGCGAGUGCGAACUUAUAAUACGAUCGCUGGGCCAGUGAACAGGAUAACUCGUUAGUGACCAAAAAAAGGAUAAUUCAUUAGCCGAUUAAAUCCAAAAGAGCAAUUAAACGGUACCCGCAUCAAAGAUGUUCGCAUACACUUGGCAACUCUCCUCUGUGAUCCUGGUGAUCCUGGUGGCCAUGGCCACGGCACGACCCCAGCUCCAAGAGGUCCCGCACUCCCUUCUGGACAUCGAGACCCCGAACCAGUUCAGCUAUAGCCCCUCCCCGCUCACCCAGCCGGACAGCCUGAAGUCGAGACCGUACUUUGACUUCCUCAGCACCCUGUACGCCCACGACACGGCCAAGUCGAACCUCUUCCGGCCGUACUCUGGACGUCAGCGCCGCGAUGUCCAGCCCCAGAAGCUAGAGCGCCAGCGCCGGGCCAUCGUUUUCCGUCCGCUGUUCGUCUACAAGCAGUCGGAGGUCCGAAAGCAGGAGAUCCGGGACAGGAAGGACGCCCAGAGGCGCCACGACCUGCAGCAGCUCUACCGCCUGUAGUUCUGCAGCAGCAGCACUGUUUUCCUUAUCCAGCCAACCGGGACGUCAUCCGGCAUCCUCCUUGGCCUUCUACAGGGUCCUCUAGCACUUAGCCUUCCACUGUGUCCUUAGCCUUAAGUAAUGCACUGCAGCACGACUAAAGAGAGAGCACUCAUCGCUAUAUUAUUAUGUAUACGUCAUUCGCACCAUCCAACCACCGCCCACAUCCUCCUAGCCUAAGUCCCCAGACGUUUGUUAUUCAAUUGUUAUCUCCACAUUUGAUUAAAGCUGACAAAAUGAUUUUUAAA
Messenger RNA from Drosophila bipectinata, 979 nucleotides. It is a transcript of the gene Lst, whose product is annotated as Limostatin. Lineage: Eukaryota; Metazoa; Arthropoda; Insecta; Diptera; Drosophilidae. The record is from RefSeq and is a predicted model, not a curated record.